AAAACUACAAAUGUCCUAAUUCACUGGCAAAUCAGAAAAACUAAUAAAUAAUACAAAUAUAAAUAAAACCUCCCAACAAGUGAAACACAGAUUACACAAAUGUAAAUAUGGCCUGUGAGUGACAGUUGUUGUACACUCUUUUGUGUGUCUAAAAUCAUCACGCGCAUUGUGUUCACGUUUAUUCAUUAAACUUCGGAUCAAUUUUCUCAGAGCGUCCCACUGUCUGUCAAAGGUGGAACUAACUUCAGUGAUGGCGGACAGUCGUACCGGUAGAUGGCGCUCUAACCCUCUAACCUUGUGAUUCUUUCUACAGACGCUCUUUACUGUGAAGUCAUUGUUCGUCGUCAUGGUAACCUGAAGCGUCACCCCCAGCUGUUACCAGUCUUCCUCUAUUUUUCUUACAACGAGUUUAAACUGAUCAAUGACGCGGUUUGUUGACAAGCUUUUUUUUCUUUUUGUAAUUAAAGCAAGUUUAAGAAUAUGACGUAAAGAAGUCAGACUUCUCAUAUUGGCCUUACAUUGACUUGAGAUCCUUUUGGCGCAAAGGAUGCAUAAAGGAUGAGUUUGAAUGAUUCAAAGAUUCGUCCAGGAAAACAUUUCCCGUGUUCUGGAGUCUUUCUGGAUCUUUGCUUUUGUUUUUAUAUUUCCUGUUUAUUUACCAUGAGGCCAUAGUUCAUUCAUUAUUCUGUGCAAUCUGUAAUUACACGUUUCAUCAGGUUUGUGUAGACAAACUUGAGAUAUUUACAGACAACAUUUCUAGUUGGGCUUUUCCCUGUCUGUGGUUUCAUCACAGCCGAGCAGGACACGCAGCUCUAAUCCCUCCAUGACCUCCCUGCGUCGAGAGGGCGAGAGAAUGAGCUGGAACAAGGGAGUGGAGGAGACUUAAGGAGCUCCAGCGGGUAGGACUGGUUUCAUCGGAGUCAUGGGGGAGCAGAGGACCACGUUCCCGGUGCUUCGUUUGAACCUGGACAACUUCGACCUGGCGGAGGCGGAGAGGAGCCGCUACGUCUUGACCAGCCCCCGCUCUCUGCAGUCCUGUUCGCGGCUCGGCAUCAAACCCGUGGAACUUCUGAUCAAAUCACUGAACGAGCUGAUCGCUGAACAGAGGGACGUUCCCCUGGAGGCGGUGCGAGUUAUGCACGAAUCCUACGAAAGGGAGAGAACGAAGCUUCUGCAAAUGUGCCGAGAGGAGCGGGAGAGGAUUAUCCAGGGGAGAGCAGGGGACAGGUGGCCUGGCUUGGAGGAGGCGCCCGUCGCCAAAGUGAAAGAUCAGUCAACACAGAGACACUCCAUCCCGUAUGCAGACCUGUGCCUUAAAGGGAAACCAGCCAGCAGGUCCUCCGGUUCUGCUGCUGGUCCCAGAGACCUGGACAGGAGCACAGUCUGCAGCUACAGGCUGGGAGACCUCAGGCAUUCCCCAUCUACCGAGAGGAAACUGGAGAGGCUCACAGAGGACAUCAGGAGGGAGAUGUGUGUCACAGUGUCAGAGAGAGACCGCAAGAUAGCUGCUCUCAUGCUGGUGAAGCACGAGGAGGAGAAGGCUCGCCUGGAGCACUGUCAGCAGGAGAAGCAGCAGAGAGAGGAGGCCCAAAGGCAGAUGGAGGCUCAGCGGGCUCAGGUGGAGAAGACGAGGAGGAGGCAACUGAGGCAGAGUGUGCAACACUGGCAUGAGGAUCUGGAGGCCCGAAGGAGGGUAAGGGAGCGUCAAGAGAAAGAGAAAGUAGAACAUCUGAAGCUGGAGGCACUUCUGCAGGAGGACCGCUGGAGGAGGCUGAAGGAGGAGGUGGAGACCCAACGUAGAGAAAAGAUGGAGGCUGCACAGAAAGAGGCGAAGGGACGCAAACACUACCAGGAGAAGCUGCUGAGGGAGAAUCGAGAGAAGGAGAAGAGGGAGCAGGAGAAGGAGAGACAGGUGGCAGUCGAGAAGGAGCAGAAGGCCAGAAGGAGCAGAGAGCUGCAGGAGAAGAAAGAAAGAAAGAGGCUGCAGGAGGAAAACCACAAGGAGCUCCUUCGCCACAUCCUUCUGAAACAGGAGAUAGAACAGCGUGUGGGGGAAGAGGAGGCCCAGAUGAGGAGCACCCUGGAGAAGAAGCUGCAUAAAUCCUGUGAGAAACGUACCCAGGCCGUGGAGGCCCGGCUGAAGGAGCUGCAGGGGCGAGCAGCCCGGGAGGAGGAGCAGGUUCAGAGGGCGCAGCUGAGGUCCAAGCUGCAGAGCGCCCAGCAUCUCACGCACAAGCAGAUCCUGGUCCAGCUGAACCAGCGCCGCAUGGAGCGGGCCGCCCGGUACACCUCAGCCCAACAAAGGGACAGAGCACAGCAGACACAGCAGCGCAACAAACACAAGCAGCUCUGCCAUCAGAGGCUGUGGGAGAGGCUGCAGAGAGAAGAGGAGGCGAUGAGGAGGCUCAAGGAGAGCUAUAUCUGCAUGAAGGAGUGGAGGAGAGAGAGGCUGCGGACACAACGAGAGCAAAUACAGGAGGAGGCCAAGACGCUGGCUCGGGCCUCCUUUCACUUGAUGGACAGGGCGAGGCAGUUGACACACAGACGGACCUUUGACCAGAUGGCUCUGCAGGCUGAGCUGACGGCCUCCAUAAGCCACAUGAAACUAUGAGUGACUGUCGAUGAAUGUGUUGUUACCGGGCUGCAGCUGAAGCUUUAAUGUUGGGGCCCCCAGCUACACAGAGGGCCCUUGGACACACCAUGGAUCCUUAUCAUGUUAGAAUUGUUCUCAAUGGGCUCAAUGUAGCUCAACAAGGGACGUGAAGAAUUGUAUUUGUGUAACGACACACAAAGUGACAGUGUGGUUAGAUGUUCAACAUAAAAGAUGGUGCCAUAUAUUGUUUUUUAAUGUAUUAAGGCAAACAUGAACCUGGAGUUAUAGGUCUGACCAUGUGGUGACCUCCCAUCAGGAAGAUCCAAAAGUGCAGAAUGGUAUUGAGAGAUCCAGCAGGACACAGUUUAGUUUUACACAUAUUCCUGCCUGUGGAGAGUUGAGAAGUGGGGUUAAACUGCCUCUGGUGGUACAUGAAGGAGUUGGCAUCAGUGUUUUGAAUUUGCUAUAAGCAGCCAAUUACAGCCAGUGGAGCACAGAGAAGACAGGAGUGGUUUCAGGGACAAUGUUUGGAGGUUGAAGAUGAGCCAGAAGUUGCAGCGUUGACCUCUGGGUAAUGUUCAGCUCACCACUGUGUCUGACCACCACUGUGUCUCUAGAGAAAAAUUUGUUAUAUACAUUUAUGUGAAUUAAGCAGAUUAACAUUAACCUUAAUUACAGGAAUUGAAGCAGAACCAAAGAAAUAUAUAUAUAUGUAGAAUAAAAACAGCUGAGUGAAGUGAUGACGUAUUGGACAGUGUUUUUGUAUGUUUCACUCCUUCUCUUGACUUUAUUGUAUCUGGAUAUGUUUUAUUAGAAUUGUAUUAUUAAAUUAAAAGCAAAAUGUCUUAUUCAGUUUAUUGUGUUUAAC
Molecule: messenger RNA, 3461 nt
Organism: Platichthys flesus (European flounder)
Lineage: Eukaryota; Metazoa; Chordata; Actinopteri; Pleuronectiformes; Pleuronectidae
Product: coiled-coil domain-containing protein 177
Exons: 1
Coding region: 923-2611 (562 amino acids)
Source: RefSeq, a predicted model, not a curated record